This is a messenger RNA of Ogataea angusta, 1326 nucleotides long. RefSeq lists its product as uncharacterized. The record is from RefSeq and is a predicted model, not a curated record. Bases 1 to 1326 code for a protein of 441 amino acids. The transcript has a single exon. Gene Ontology annotation, cellular component: mitochondrion. Gene Ontology annotation, molecular function: pyridoxal phosphate binding; transaminase activity. NCBI's taxonomy places the organism in Eukaryota, Fungi, Ascomycota, Pichiomycetes, Pichiales, Pichiaceae.
AUGACCGUCGGAAGCAAAAUUGAACCCUCUGACUUCUGGGAAAAGGCCGACAGCUGCCUUCUCAAAUAUGGAGGCGAAUUUGUGAGAGAAAUCAUAGUUGGCUCAAAAGGCCUGUAUGUGUACACAAAUAAAGGUAGAAAAAUCCUCGAUUUUACCUCCGGCCAAAUGUCGUGCUUAAUUGGUCAUUGCAAUAGCGAGAUCACAGAGGUUAUCACAUACUACGCCAGAAAUCUAGAUCACAUCUUCUCCGGCAUGCUAUCUCCACCGGUUGUGGAUCUUGCUUCCAAACUGGUCUCCCUGACUCCUGAAGGACUCGACAAGGCCAUAUUUCUGAGCACCGGAGCAGAGUCCAACGAGUGCGCCAUCAAGCUGGCCAAAACAUUCACCCAGAGAUUUGAAAUUGUCGGUCUUUCGCUAUCUUGGCAUGGUAUGACCGGAAAUGCUGGGUCCUGCACCUACCAGUCGGGAAGAAUCGGCCAUGGCCCAACUGUGCCAGGCCAGCUGAUACUGCCGGCUCCAAAUGAGUACCGCUCAAUUUUCAGACAUCCAGACGGGUCCUACGAUUGGAAGACAGAAUUGCUUUAUGGGUGGUCUCUUGUUGAUGCCGCCUCUGUUGGAUCUCUUGCUGCGGUGAUUUUAGAGCCUGUGCUCUCGUCUGGCGGAAUGCUCGUCCUUCCGGAUGGCUACCUUAAGGAAAUGAAACUACAGUGCGAGAAGCGUGGAAUGCUGCUUAUUGUUGAUGAGGCACAGACAGCCAUUGGCCGUGCAGGAUCCAUGUUUUCGUGCAUUGAUUCCGGUGUUGUCCCAGACAUUUUGACCUUGAGUAAAACUCUUGGAAACGGGCUUCCUUUGUCUGCCGUGAUGACUUCCAACGAGAUAGCCAAGGUGACUGAGGAACGGGGAUUUCUAUUCUACACCACCCACGUCAAUGACCCAAUUCCUGCUGCCGUUGGGUCAAAGGUGUUGGACAUUGUGCUGAGAGAGAAUAUGGUGCGAAACUCCGUUGAACGCGGUGAGCAGUUCAGAAACGGACUACGAGACCUGGCAAAAACGUUUCCGUGGAUUGGGGACGUCAGAGGCAAGGGCCUGAUGUGCGGGAUGGAGCUGGUGAAAGACCGCAAAUCAAAGGAGCCUUAUCCCGAGCUUGCAUCGAAGUUAGCAACUAAAAUGAUGGAACUUGGGCUUUCCGCUAACUUGAUUGCAGUCAAGUCUUUUGGCACCACGUUCAGAAUGGCGCCUCCUAUUUCCAUCUCGGAAAAAGAGAUGGAUGAAGGGCUGGCAAUAAUAAAAAAUGCAUUUACGGCUGUUGUGACCGAAGGUUUAUAG